UUUAAGUCCUGAUCGCUCGUUCGCAAUGCGCUCCGAAUGGGAUGGGCCUAAGAGAUGCCGAACUUCUGAGGACUUGUGCUGGCGCAGCCCAACUCGUAGAGCCUGGUGCGGCUUGCUGGCGCUUGCUGCGCUUGGCCUGGAGACGUGCUGGAGUGUUAGGAGAGCUGCAGUGCCAAGGCUCAAGGCGUCUAGCCCCACGAGGGUGCAGCCCGCCUGGACCAUGUCCAGGCUUCGGGAGCUGUGCGCUUCAUCUGGCACAUCUCAAGUGCUGCAGGAGCAGGGAGUGGCAGUCCUGCCGGCAGCCUUCGAGGCAGACAUGCUGGAGGCAGUGCUCAAGGCAUUCAUAGGUUUGGAGAGGCGGCAGAAAACGCAUGCACUGAGAUUUGGCGAUCUUCGCGUUGCCCGAACUCCGGUGCAUUUGCCGUAUCAGGAGCCCUUCAGAAGUCUACCUCUGCUGGGCAGGGAUGAGGCCUUGAGGGAGGUGCUCGCAAACUACCUUGGAGAUAAUUUUGAGCUGGAAAGCGCCAUGGUCAUCACUGUGUCCCCCAACGCGGGGGCGCAGAACGCACACUUGGACACAGAGGAUGCUGGCAGCGUGUCCGUACAUGUGCCUUUGCAGCCGUUGCAUGAAGGCUUCGCGCCGCUCUCCUUUUGCGUGGGUUCCCACGCAGAGCCUGACGUUUUGACGCGGGCGGCGCGACCGGCAUCCGUGGUGCCUGCGCCGCAGCAAAGGCUGGCACGGAAGAGGCAGCGACGGGCCACAGCCAAGGAGGAGCACUUCUUGGAGUGGGGCCCAGCGCAGGUGGAGCAGCUUGGGGAGGUGGACUUCCGAAGAGGCAAAAGCCGCUGCCUCGUCCGCGGCCUCAAGGAGAACACCUUGGGCUUGCAGCUCGGGGAUGAGGUGACACACGUUAACGAGUUGGACUUCAUGAGCUGGCUGCUGGUCAAAGACCAUGUGCCAGAUUUUCGCAAAAACCUGAUGGUUCGCGUGCUCCGGCCAAUCAAAGAAGAGGACCAAGAGGCAGAGCCAGGAAGGCCCCGAGAGCCACGCCAGCUGCGGGUCUGGAUGGGCAAGCGGCACCAACAUCGGCUCCUAGUGGGAGCUCCCCUGGAGCUUGGCGAUGCCAUCAUGUAUGACUCCAGGACGGUGCACUGGGGAAUGGCCAACAAAGAGGACUACACAAGGUACGUACUGUACCUGAACUUUAAGAGGAGGAACUUUAUGGGGAUCUCCCCUGAUGAGAUGGCAAUCCAGCUUGCCCGGAAGCCAUGCCGAAUUGCACGCGAGGACUUUCAAGAUAAGCUGGUCCGUGAGCUGCACUACCUGGAAGAUGGGCCAUUCUAGAAUGACAUCAUGGAGUGAGCUGGCGCGGGUACUUCCAGCAGAGCUUAUUCCUCCUCACCAAGCCUGACUCAGCAAGGCAUGUUGACACCAUGGUUUGGCAUUGGGCUCA
Effrenium voratum is the source of this 1454-nucleotide messenger RNA. Lineage: Eukaryota; Dinophyceae; Suessiales; Symbiodiniaceae. The record is from the annotation of a GenBank genome assembly.